AUGAGUGACUCCGGUCUUCUGAAAGGUCUUUUCCGAUUCAAACGUGGAUCUAUCGGUUCGGUGUGGUCCAAGUCCGUCCCUAAAUAUCUAUUGACCGAGCAUGACCUAGUCGUUGCUCAGCUUCGUGGGCUAAUACUCGACUCGCCGCGUGGCUAUCGCGUAUCAGCUCAAGUGUCGAGGCCCACCCUAUCGGGCCGAUGGUCGACUCUCGGUCGAGCCUUCGACCAGUCGACUCAAGGGUCAAAGCUCGAUCCUUCAGGCCGCUCGCCUUUUGGUCGAGCCUCAAGCCGGUUGAGGCUUGAGUCCCUUUGGCUCGGUUCGACCCCAUGGGUUACUCUACCCCUGUUUCAUGGGACUUUAUCGUGUUGGGCCGAAUCGGACCCAGUGGAGGUCUUCAUGAGCUUGGAGUCCUGGCCGUCGUCCCCCGCCGCCGACGAGCCACCGGCCGACACGCUUCUGGUGGGCUUCGUGAUCGCCAACGUGGUCGGGCUGCGUUACUACGAGGGGAGGAUCAGCGGCCGGGAAAUGGUGGGUCUGGUCCGCGACGACCUGAACCCGCACGACGCGAACGCCAUUAAAGUUCUCAAUAUGAGGUCGGUGCAGGUCGGGUACAUCGAGCGGGCCACGGCGGCAGUGCUGUCGCCUUUAAUCGAUGCUAAUUUGAUCACCGUUGAAGGUAUUGUCCCAAAACCACCUGGAAAAGGAAGUAGAUUCAAGCUUCCCUGUCAAAUCCACAUUUUUGCGAGGGCAGAUGAGUUUGCGAUAGUGAAAGUACAAAUCAGAAUUGGUGGGUUGCAGUUAAUUUCAGAAAACAACGCGUCUUUUACAUUAUCCGAGUCUGCGGCUGUGAAAGAGAAAAAAGGUAGUGGAGCGGAGAAGAGUGUGGAUGAGAUAUUUAAACUGUUGGACUUGAAAGUUAGCAAAGAAGGGACCUCAGAGGCAUUAGAACCGCCAAAAGAUAUGAUAAAGUCGGAGCUCUUUCCCCAUCAGAAAGAAGGUCUGGGGUGGUUGGUUAGUAGGGAGAAUUCAAAAGAUUUGCCUCCAUUUUGGGAAGAAAAAAAUGGGAUUUAUGUGAAUGAAUUAACAAACUACCAGACUGAUAUAAGACCUGAGCCUUUGAGGGGUGGCAUUUUUGCGGAUGAUAUGGGCUUGGGAAAAACUCUUACAUUGCUAUCAUUACUUGCUCUGGAUAAGGCCCGCGCUGCAAAUUCUUCUGGUUAUAUGGAUGCUGAUGAUAAUGAGGAGGAAAAUAGUGCAUUUUGUGGUAAAGCACCUAAGAGAGGAAGAGGGAGCAAAAAGGCCGUGAACUCGGCCAAAAAGAGAAAACUCGGGGAUUUUAACGCUGACGGAAAGGGAAAAGGACCUGUCACCGAAAAAUCAUCUUCUUCUUCAGACCCGAUGACUACACUGAUAGUCUGCCCACCUUCUGUAUUUUCAGCUUGGAUUACACAAUUAGAAGAGCACACAAGAAAGGGCGUUUUCAAAGUGUACAUGUACUAUGGCGAACGGACUAAAGAUACUAAGGAGCUUCAGAAGCACGAUAUUGUGCUGACGACAUACUCCACACUUGCCAGUGAGCAGUAUUGGGGCAAUACUCCUAUUAAGAAGAUUGAGUGGAGACGGGUUAUAUUGGAUGAGGCACAUGUGAUUAAGAAUGUGAGCAGUAAACAGAGUCGUGCGGUCAUCAAUCUGAAUGCUAAGUGUAGAUGGGCUGUUACAGGGACACCCGUGCAGAAUAACUCUUUUGAUCUGUUUUCUUUAGUGGCUUUCCUGAAGUUCGAACCUCUUUCGGUAAAAGACCUUUGGAAUAGUCUGAUUCAACGUCCACUUGCACAAGGAGAUGAGAAGGGUUUCUCUCGGCUGCAGGUUCUUAUGGCAGCCAUAUCUUUGAGGAGAACAAAAGAUAAAGGUUUGAUUGGACUUCCCGCCAAAAGCAUAGAGACCGUUUAUGUGAACCUCUGUGAAAAAGAACGCAGGAUAUAUGACCAGAUGGAAGAAGAAGCCAGGAAUUUCGUUAAGGCCUACAUUUCUGAUCAAAAUAUGGUGAGGAAUUAUUCUACAGUUCUUAGCAUACUCGUGAGGCUUCGCCAGAUCUGCACGGAUAUGGCUCUUUGCCCUGAAGAUCUCAGAACUUUAAUUCUACCUAGUCAAAUUGAAGAUGUAAAGAACAACCCGACACUUCUUCAAAAAUUGCUUUCCGUGCUCCAAGACGGCGAGGACUUCGACUGUCCCAUCUGCAUAUCCCCACCAACCGACACAAUCAUAACAUGCUGUGCCCAUAUUUUCUGCGGGCCUUGCAUCGUGAAAACCCUCAAACGAACCAAGCCCAACUGCCCCAUGUGCCGAAACCCGCUUUCCGAAUCCGACCUCUUCAAAGCCCCCCAAGACCCGACUCAAGCCCAACCCACCGAAAAUUCCUCCUCCACACUAUCCUCCAAAGCCACAGCCCUUUUAAAACUCCUAACGGCAUCUCGUGACGCGAAAAACGACUCGCCUCCCAAAUCGGUCGUCUUCUCACAGUUCCGCAAAUUGCUGAUCCUUCUUGAGGGCCCGCUGAGGGAAGCGGGCUUCGAUGUGGUUAGGCUAGACGGGUCGAUGAAUGCCAAGAGACGAGCCCAAGUGAUCAGGGAGUUCAGUGGGCCCGACGGGCCCACGGUCCUUCUGGCAAGCCUCAAGGCCUCGAAUGCAGGGAUUAAUCUGGCGGCGGCUUCGAGGGUGUACCUGGUGGAGCCGUGGUGGAAUCCGGCGGUGGAGGAGCAGGCGAUGGACCGUGUGCACAGGAUUGGGCAAAAGGAGGACGUGAAAAUUGUGAGGUUGAUAGCAAGGGACACGAUUGAGGAGAGGAUAUUGAGGUUGCAGGAGAGUAAGAGGGCUCUGGCGAGGCGGGCUUUCGGGGGGAAGGGGCAAAAGGGUCAACGGGAGAUUAGUAGGGAUGAGCUUGGUAUCUUGAUGAAUUUGUGA
Striga hermonthica is the source of this 2961-nucleotide messenger RNA. NCBI's taxonomy places the organism in Eukaryota, Viridiplantae, Streptophyta, Magnoliopsida, Lamiales, Orobanchaceae. The record is from the annotation of a GenBank genome assembly.